This is a messenger RNA of Peromyscus eremicus (cactus mouse), 1780 nucleotides long. It is a transcript of the gene Mief1, whose product is annotated as mitochondrial elongation factor 1. NCBI's taxonomy places the organism in Eukaryota, Metazoa, Chordata, Mammalia, Rodentia, Cricetidae. The record is from RefSeq and is a predicted model, not a curated record. The transcript is spliced from 5 exons. The coding region runs from base 124 to 1515 and encodes 463 amino acids. Gene Ontology annotation, cellular component: mitochondrial outer membrane. Gene Ontology annotation, biological process: mitochondrion organization; positive regulation of mitochondrial fission.
UAUUUAGGAGUCUCUCUUUCCCUCCUACCCUGAUUCCAAGAAGAGGACAAAGGUGCCUUCAGUAGAGACUCCUGGCUCCCCCCACCCCACCUCACAGAUGCUUUAGGAAACCUCAGGUGAGCAAUGGCAGGCGCUGGUGAGCGCAAAGGCAAGAAGGAUGACAACGGCAUCGGCACAGCCAUUGAUUUUGUGCUUUCCAAUGCCCGGCUGGUGCUGGGUGUUGGUGGAGCAGCCAUGUUGGGCAUCGCCACCCUGGCAGUUAAGCGGAUGUAUGAUCGGGCAAUCAGUGCCCCUACCAGCCCCACCCGCCUGAGCCAUUCAGGGAAGAGGAGCUGGGAAGAGCCAAACUGGAUGGGCUCCCCUCGACUGCUGAACAAGGACAUGAAGACAGGCCUGAGCCGGUCCCUGCAGACUCUUCCCACAGACUCCGCUGCCUUUGACACAGAUACAUUCUGCCCACCCCGGCCCAAACCGUUGGCCAGGAGGGGCCAGGUAGACUUGAAGAAGUCACGACUCCGCAUGUCCCUGCAGGAGAAACUUCUUUCUUACUAUCGGAACCGGGCAGCCAUCCCUGCUGGAGAGCAGGCUCGGGCCAAGCAAGCUGCGGUGGACAUAUGUGCUGAGCUCCGGAGCUUCCUGCGGGCCAAGCUGCCUGAUAUGCCACUUCGGGACAUGUACUUGAGUGGCAGCCUCUAUGAUGAUCUGCAGGUGGUGACAGCUGAUCACAUCCAACUCAUUGUCCCCCUUGUGCUGGAGCAGAACCUGUGGUCAUGCUUACCUGGCGAGGACACCAUCAUGAACAUACCUGGAUUCUUCCUGGUCCGUCGUGAGAACCCAGAGUACUUUCCUCGUGGUAGCAGUUAUUGGGACCGCUGUGUUGUCGGUGGCUACCUGUCCCCAAAGACAGUGGCAGACACGUUUGAGAAGGUAGUGGCGGGCUCCAUCAACUGGCCAGCCAUAGGGUCCCUCUUGGACUACGUGAUCCGACCAGCACCACCUCCAGAGGCCCUGACGCUAGAAGUGCAGUAUGAGAAGGACAAACAUCUUGUCAUUGACUUCCUGCCGUCAGUGACCCUUGGUGACACUGUCUUAGUGGCCAGGCCACACAGGUUAGCUCAGUAUGAUAACCUGUGGCGGCUGAGCUUGCGUCCUGCUGAGACGGCACGCUUACGGGCUUUGGACCAGGCUGACUCAGGCUGCCGAUCUCUGUGCCUCAAGAUCCUCAAGGCCAUAUGCAAGUCCACUCCAGCUCUGGGCCACCUCACUGCCAGCCAGCUAACCAAUGUCAUCCUCCACUUGGCCCAGGAGGAGGCUGACUGGUCUCCAGACAUGCUGGCCGACCGUUUUCUGCAGGCUCUGAGGGGACUCAUCAGCUACUUGGAGGCUGGAGUCUUGCCCAGUGCCCUGAACCCCAAGGUGAACCUGUUUGCAGAGCUCACCCCUCAAGAAAUAGACGAAUUGGGAUAUACUCUCUACUGCUCGUUGUCUGAGCCGGAGGUGCUGCUGCAGACGUAGGGCAGGGGAAGGCCGGAGUGGGCAUCGGGUGGUCAGACCCAGAGUCUCCGUUAGAAACACUUGGCUACAUGGUUGCUGCCUCACAGGGUCCCUAGGUGCCUCCUGUUUGGCUGGUCGUUGUCCUGGUCACUUCAUGCUAAUUAGAAUGACAUCCCUUUGGUUUCCCCACCCUUCCCUAUUUUUGUUACCAAACACUGUGCUCCCUACCGCCUUGCUCUAGGCUGAUCUUUCUGGAACGAACAGAGAAGGUGGAGUGCUGGCCUCA